AUGUCUCUAUGUGGGGACAUCAAAGGCACGACAAUCAUGGAGAUACUAUCACUGUGCACCGGGAUCACAAAUCUUUCUCUGACGCCUGAUAAGAUAGAGUUCGAUAACGUCGAAGCAACGCUCCUACCACUACUGGAUUCCCUCCCACUCAAGGUUCUAUCUCUGCGAGUCGGUGUCGUCCUGACUCGCUCUUCGGUCACCAACUCAACCGUCUUCGCUGGACUAACACAUUUUGAGACCGACGACAUAGAUGCAGUUCAUCGCAUUCAAACAUCAUACUUCCCACGAUUGACACACCUCGUGCUCAAUGCUAUACCUUGCUCCUCAGCGUACUGGAUGCGCAUGGCGGUGGAGCGGGUUCUCAGGCAUCCACCCCUUCAAGUCCUGGUUUUCCGUGUUCGAUCUCACCGGCAAUUUGCAAAAUCGCUGGUUAAGCUUGACAUCAAUGAUCCUCGCAUCGUCCUCGCACCGCCAAUAGUAUGUGGUUGGGAUGAUCUUGGGCGCGCAUGCAUGUUAUUCUGGGACAUAAUUGAUGAGACGGCCCAGCUUUCUCAGCCUAACCACGGAAAUCAUCGCUGCUUUACACUCACCAAUCAAACCAACGGAGUGAUGGAUUAUAUGCAUAAGGAUCGGGUCCCCGAACAUGAUUUGGAUUACCAGCAGCCGAUUAGGGCUAGGGUAGUUGGGGGUUCGCACGGUAGUGGGGAAUACAUUUACAUACAAGACGAUAGAGACGACGGCGUCAUCGAGGAGGUACCGCAACCCAGCCUUAGCGGGUUGUGA
This is a messenger RNA of Suillus clintonianus, 783 nucleotides long. RefSeq lists its product as uncharacterized. NCBI's taxonomy places the organism in Eukaryota, Fungi, Basidiomycota, Agaricomycetes, Boletales, Suillaceae. Bases 1 to 783 code for a protein of 260 amino acids. The record is from RefSeq and is a predicted model, not a curated record. The transcript has 2 exons.